Ectocarpus sp. CCAP 1310/34 is the source of this 534-nucleotide messenger RNA. Lineage: Eukaryota; Phaeophyceae; Ectocarpales; Ectocarpaceae. The record is from the annotation of a GenBank genome assembly.
AUGUUUGCCGUCGCCCGCCAGCUGCCCGCGGCCGAUGCCUCGACACAGGACGGCAAGUGGGAAAAGUCGAAGUUCAUGGGUGUCGAGAUCACCGGCAAGACGCUCGGCGUCAUCGGCGCCGGCAAUAUCGGCGGCAUCGUCUGCAAGAAGGCGAUCGGACUUGGCAUGCAUGUCGCCGCCUAUGACCCGUUCCUGUCGGCCGAGCGUGCCGAGGAAAUGGGCGUGACCAAGGUCGAGCUCGACGAGUUGCUGGCCCGCGCCGAUUUCAUCACCCUGCACGUGCCGAUGACCGACAAGACCCGCGGCAUUCUGAAUGCCGAGGCGCUGGCCAAGACCAAAAAGGGCGUCCGGAUCAUCAACUGCGCCCGUGGCGGCCUGGUCGACGAGGCCGCGCUCGCCGAAGCCAUCAAGUCGGGCCAUGUGGCUGGCGCGGGCUUUGACGUGUUCGAGGUCGAGCCUGCCACCGAAAGCCCGCUGUUCGGCCUGCCCAACGUCGUCUGCACCCCGCAUCUGGGUGGCCGAGCAGAUGUCUGA